Messenger RNA from Dentiscutata heterogama, 1467 nucleotides. The record is from the annotation of a GenBank genome assembly. NCBI's taxonomy places the organism in Eukaryota, Fungi, Glomeromycota, Glomeromycetes, Diversisporales, Gigasporaceae.
AUGUACAGGGAAGCUUUCACACGUAAUUAUAAAUGCAUCUUAUCUACAUUUACACGUGUAUCGCAUAUCUAUCCCGAUGCGAAAUCGUUUGGUAGAAUUUCAGCGUUAACACCAAUACAAAUUCGAGAAUAUGCGUCUGGCAAUACUAAAGAAGAGGAAAUCAUGGAGCGAAUAGAAUCCAUGCGUGCGAAAGCAUAUUUGGGAGGCGGCAUUAAUAGAAUUACCACUCAGCAUAAAAAGGGAAAGCUAACUGCUCGAGAACGCCUUGAUUUACUCUUGGAUCCAGGAUCUUUUCAUGAAUAUGAUACUUUUGUAGAACAUCAAUGUACUGAUUUUGGUAUGGAAAAAAACAAGAUCAUUGGUGAUGGUGUAGUUACUGGACAUGGCACGAUAAAUGGCCGGAGAAUUUUUGUUUUUUCUCAGGACUUUACUGCCUUUGGUGGUAGUUUAUCAAAAAUGCAUGCUCAAAAGAUUUGUAAAAUAAUGGAUAAAGCUGUAUUGGUCGGUGCGCCAGUUGUUGGCCUGAAUGAUUCUGGUGGUGCACGUAUUCAAGAAGGUGUAGAUUCUCUUGCCGGAUAUGCAGACAUUUUUCAAAAGAAUGUCUUAUCAUCCGGUGUUGUACCUCAGAUAUCGCUGAUAAUGGGUCCAUGUGCUGGUGGUGCUGUGUACUCUCCAGCUCUUACUGAUUUCACCUUCAUGGUACGUGACACAUCAUACUUAUUUGUCACUGGUCCUGAUGUAGUCAAGGCAGUUACAAAUGAAGAUGUAACACAAGAAGAGCUCGGUGGUGCAAAAGCACAUACUGUUAAGUCUGAUUUCUUGCCACUUUCAAACCGUGAACGAGCACCCAUCCGUUGCACUGAUGAUCCCGUAACCCGUGAAGAUCCAUCACUUAACCACAUCAUCCCCGUUGAUUCCACAAAAGCUUAUGAUGUGCGAGAUGUUAUCACGCGUCUUGUGGAUGAUUCCAAUUUCUUUGAAAUCAUGCCAGACUACGCUAAAAAUAUUGUCAUAGGGUUCGCCCGGAUGGAUGGUCAAACAGUUUCCAUAGUUGGAAAUCAGCCAUUAGUAUCAUCGGGAGUUUUAGAUAUUAAUUGUUCUGUGAAAGCUUCUAGAUUUGUUCGAUUCUGUGAUGCUUUUAACAUUCCAAUUAUCACACUAGUGGACGUACCUGGUUUUCUUCCUGGAACUGCUCAAGAACAUAAUGGCAUUAUUCGCCAUGGUGCCAAAUUACUUUAUGCAUAUGCGGAGGCAACCGUCCCAAAAAUUACAAUUAUUUUGCGAAAAGCGUAUGGAGGGGCUUAUGAUGUUAUGUCGAGCAAACACCUUCGUGGCGAUAUAAAUUAUGCGUGGCCAACAGGUGAAAUUGCUGUUAUGGGUGCAAAGGGGGCUGUCGAAAUUAUAUUUCGACACGUUGAAGACCGAACGCAAGCAGAAAAGGAAUAUAUUGGUAUCUAUUUUAAAUAA